AUGGACAAUCCAGAUACAAUAGAAAGUUAUAAAAUUGUAUUAGUAGGUGAUGCAAGUGUAGGAAAAACAAAUCUUUUAAAAAGAUAUGUAAAAAAUUAAUUGCCUUAAAAUCCUGCACCAACAAUAGGAGUUGAAUUUGCGACAAAAUAAGUUGUUUUAAAAGAUGGUGUUAAAAUUAAAACUUAAAUUUGGGAUACCGCUGGUUAAGAAAGAUAUAGGUCUAUAACAAGUGCACAUUAUAGAAGAGCCGUAGGAGCAUUAUUGGUAUAUGAUAUUACAAAAGAAAAAUCUUAUAGUUCAGUAACUAAAUGGAUGGAAGAUUUGAAAUAUUAAGCUGAUCCAGAUAUUGUGAUAUUUUUGGUUGGAAACAAACUUGAUUUAGUUGAAAAGAACGAAUCUGCAAGAAAAGUAAGCAAAGAAGAAGCAAGAAAUUUCGCUUUGGAAAAUAAAAUGUUUUUCGAAGAAACUUCUGCUGUUACAGCUUAAAAUGUAAAUGAAGUUUUUGAAAAAUUAUUAUAAGAAAUAUAUAAUCAUAAAAACCAAAAAAAUCAUAAUGGAUAAGAUAAUGGAAUUAAAAUCGAUGACGGUAAUAAACAUAAUAAUGGAUAAUAACCAUGUUAAUGUUGAAAAAUAUAAAAUAAAAUAUAUAAUAAGAUAUUUUUAUAAGAAAUACAAAUACAAAUAACAAUAUAAUAUAAACUAAAAAAUAAACAAAUGCAUUUUUUUUUGGAA
This is a messenger RNA of Ichthyophthirius multifiliis, 732 nucleotides long. Its product is annotated as rab11b protein, putative. Lineage: Eukaryota; Ciliophora; Oligohymenophorea; Hymenostomatida. Gene Ontology annotation, cellular component: endosome. Gene Ontology annotation, molecular function: GTP binding; GTPase activity. The record is from RefSeq and is a predicted model, not a curated record. The transcript has 6 exons.